Molecule: messenger RNA, 1570 nt
Organism: Blastomyces dermatitidis ER-3
Lineage: Eukaryota; Fungi; Ascomycota; Eurotiomycetes; Onygenales; Ajellomycetaceae
Product: endonuclease/exonuclease/phosphatase
Exons: 1
Coding region: 373-1365 (330 amino acids)
Molecular function (GO): 3'-5'-RNA exonuclease activity
Source: RefSeq, a predicted model, not a curated record
AUUUUUUUCGGAACAUUGUCGCGAAUGAUGUUCCAACCAGUCUUACACGUGUGGCGGUGGAUCUGCACUAUGAUGGCUGAAGAUAGCGUGGUUCUCCAUUCUGUGCCAAACACAUGGGUCAGGCUGAGCAUUUCCGUUCGUAAAAAGUGACUUCAUAAUUUUUUAUCCAACUUGUGGUACAAGCACAUCAGAAGGGAUAAAAAAUCCAAUCCGAGGCCAUACCACGUGGUCCCGCUCCGAGAUCUUCAGUCUCAAAAUGAAAGCUCGGAACGAGUAUAUAUAUCCCCUCCUGAAUAAGAAGAAGGUCAUUGAUUAAACCGUCAAGAGCUCAAGGCCCGAUAUUUGAAGUACGGUUAGUACUACCAAAAGAAAAUGGCGCCCCUCAACCGUCUUACCACUGCUAUUUGCACCACUCUCUUCCUCUGGCCGAGUUUAAUUUAUGGAAGCCUGACCUCAUCCUCAACGUCUCGCACAUGGCCAUUCCCGAACAAGUCUCUAUCACUCCGCUUGAUGAGCUUCAAUAUUCGCUAUGGGGCAAAUCCCUCUGGAAAUGAGAAAGCUUGGUCGGAGCGACGCGGUAACCUGAUCACUCAAGUCGCAUACGAGAUGGGCGCCAAUGACAACGUCUUCGUCGGUAUGCAAGAGGUCCUCCACAACCAACUCGAGGAUGUCGUCAACGGAUUGAACAACCACCCCAGCAGCGGCGGGAAAGACUGGACUUAUAUCGGCGUCGGGCGAGAUGACGGUAAACAGCGUGGAGAAUACUCCCCCAUUCUCUAUCGCAAAUCGCUCUGGGAGCCCAUCGAGACCGAUACCAAGUGGUUGUCGGAGACUCCUGACGUUCCUUCUUAUGGAUGGGGCGCCACAAAUCGCCGGAUCGUCACCAUUGGUGUUUUCAGGCACAAGCGGACACGGGCACUGGUCCUGGUUAUGAACACGCAUCUCGACCACCAGGUUUCGGCCGCCCGUCUACACGGAUCGGAGCUCAUCCUCAAACUCAUCGGUGAUUAUAAGAAGAAGCGGGAGUACACGUGCAGGAUUACCGGUGUCAUGCUUACUGGCGAUUUUAACAGCGAGGAGGGACAGGAAGCAUACCAAGUGGUCACUGAGUCCAAGAUUAUGGUGGACCCAGCUAAGACACUCGGGGACAAGCAUAUUUACGGGCACCGCAAGACAUUUACCGGUUUCAACUCGGAGGUUGGGCUUUCGCGACUCGACUAUGUUUUCGUGGGUGACGGCAAUCUCUGCAGAUGGGGUGACAAGGGCACCUGGGGCGUAAACCGCUAUGCUGUGUUACCGAAUAAGUUUGACGAUGACGUUUUCUUCUCCGACCACCGGGCUGUGGUUGCUGAUGCCCACUCCUGAAGACGACGAUAAUCAUAGAUAAAUGGAUAACGGGGGAUAUUCUUCUUCUUUUUCUGGGCGGCUAUAUGAUAUUUGCUAUGCAAACAGUGUACCUGUACAUAAACAAAAAAGAGUCAUAGUAUAUAACUGGAGGUAAAUGUGAUAUUGCAUUGUUGAAAAACGAAAUCUCAGUAGAUUGCACGCAACCAACAUUUGGAUGGUCAAU